Pediculus humanus corporis (human body louse) is the source of this 1707-nucleotide messenger RNA. RefSeq lists its product as uncharacterized. The annotation marks the transcript as partial. The transcript is spliced from 7 exons. The record is from RefSeq and is a predicted model, not a curated record. Lineage: Eukaryota; Metazoa; Arthropoda; Insecta; Psocodea; Pediculidae.
GUGGUAAAAGGUAAAGUGACCACGAGAUGUUUAUGGAAUGCAUGCAAAGCUUUAAGCAUUGGAUUGUUACUUUUGACAAUCGGUACAUCUAUGGCAGUAGUUGGAUAUUACGCCGAUCAAUUAUCAAUAAGAUCGGAAAAGCGAGGAAAUUCUACGGUUAAAAUAAAAAACGAAAGUCAAGGAUUUCAUUUAAAUAAUUUAUCAUAUGCAGGUCCGAUCAUUAUGGGAAUUGGAGGUUUUAUAGUUGUAGCAGCUUGCGUUAUGACAUUUGAAGCACGUGACAGCGCAGCAAAAGUAGUACCCGCAAGAUUUAAACCGACAAUGAAUUCUUCGGUAAAUAGAGGAAGCGUUAAAUCAAGUCACACAACGAAAACGGUACAAAGAAUAGAAAGUAAAAAAAGUACGAGUUGUCAAACGGGUACUAAUAAAUAUCAAUUAAAAACUAACAAACUACAUAUUUAUAAUACCGGAAAUGAAUGGUCACCUAAAAACGAAUCGGGAGGUUUAAAAGGUUGCGUACUUCCUUUUUCACAGAUUUCCAGGGAUUUUUUAAAAAGUUCACAAUUCCAUGAAAAACAAAAUCGUUUUAAAAAUAAAUUUAACGCGGGAAAUUUAAAUAAAUCACCGUCGGCUCCAGAUUUGGUUCAGGUUAUGGAAAAUUUCGAUUUGUCAACACCGAAACAUGGAAAAUCUAAAGAAAAAUUUUUUUCGAAUCCAUCAAAUAAUUUACAAUGUACAAGAUCCCCGUGUGCAAGAGAUCCCUAUAAAAAUUCGGAGGGACCCACGAAUAAUUUACUUCUACGUCCGCAUUUUUUAAAAAGGCAAGCUCUAUCGGUGGAUAAUUCAUUUUACGAAAGUUUUAAAUGCUUGACACCGCCACUGACGAGACAAUUAGAAAAAGAUGAUAAAAAAUUAAGAGAAAGUAAAGAAUCAAUUGAUGGCGAAUUAAAUUCUUAUACUGGUCCCACCGGUUCCCAGGUUUCCAUGGCUUUGGAUUUACACGAUUGUCAAGUAACACUUAAAGUAAAAGACGAAUCUGCUAAUAAACGGUCAUACACGUCAAGGAGACAUCAAUUACUUAGACAAAAACAAGUGGAAGAAGACAAAGAUGAAAGAUAUAAUAGAUGUUCAUGCAUACCUAGAUUUUUAAUAUCACCCAAAGCGGAAGAAUUUCACGAUCAACGACAAAAAAUAAAUUUAUCAUCGGAAAAUAUUAAAAUUUUUUACGAUGAAAAACCUUCGUGCAUGAAAAUUCAUUCGCCGUCAAUGUCACCACGUGGAAAUUGUAGAAUUUACGAAUGUCACGCUCACAGGCAAAAUGCUCCCAAAUGUUUAAUUCACAAAUCGAAAGAAUUUAAAAAAAAUUGUUCGCUGGUUAGAAGCAACGCGAGGAAAAAAAAAUCUAACACGCAAAAAAUAGAGGGUAGUUUAUCGGCAGAAGAACAAAAUAUAUCCCGUGGGAUUUUUAUGGAUAAAACAUCGGAAUCGGUUAAUUUUAGAAGUGCUUCGUUUUCAUCGAGUAGAAAUUUAUUUAAAAGUAGUUCAUCGUCUAGAAACGACAGCAUUGCGGGAGGAAGAAGUCCUUCACCGAAAAAUCUAACGCAAACGCAAAGAGAAACAACCCUAACUGAAUUAAAUGAAAUUGAUUUUGAUAAAAAUAACGAAAGCAGUAAAAAAACAACGGAUGAACCCGAUGACCCAUCUUGA